This is a messenger RNA of Kalmanozyma brasiliensis GHG001, 2271 nucleotides long. RefSeq names its product GWT1. Lineage: Eukaryota; Fungi; Basidiomycota; Ustilaginomycetes; Ustilaginales. The record is from RefSeq and is a predicted model, not a curated record. Bases 1 to 2271 code for a protein of 756 amino acids. Gene Ontology annotation, biological process: GPI anchor biosynthetic process; protein localization to plasma membrane. The transcript has a single exon. Gene Ontology annotation, molecular function: glucosaminyl-phosphatidylinositol O-acyltransferase activity. Gene Ontology annotation, cellular component: membrane; endoplasmic reticulum.
AUGGAUCGUCCGGUCGGCGGCAGAGGUGCUCAUGACCCUCUCGCUGCGGUGGAUGCUGGCCAUCGCCAUCGCACUCACCACCAGCAAUACGAACAUAGCAGCCAACAUGAUCCACCACCACUCGGAAACAUCGCGCUCCCAAUUUCAUACCAUCCAGCUGUUGGCACGGCUGUCUCCGCGGACAGCGCUUCGUACAAACAACUCAAGGAGGCCUGGAUCGCCGACCAGACCGGCAGCUCGAUUCACUCCAUCAAUGCUCUCGGCCUUGUCAUGCUUCUCACCUACGCGGUAUGGGCCGUGCUCAGGGCAAAACGUAUUCGUUUCGUGCGCGCACAACAUCGACGUCCACCGCGAGAGCUGGCAACACUAGCAUCAAUAUCGACCGCGACAGCAAGUUUGUCCGACUGGCAGCUCGAGUUUCUCAUCCUCAUCGUUCCAGCUGUCAGCGCACACACUGUGCUAGCUACUCAUCUCAUCGCGACAAACUGUGUGCUGCUUGCUGUGCUGGCCUUUUUAAUCCGCAGCGGACCACCAUUACCGGGCCACCUGCGGCCCAACAAGGACAAGAGGCAGAAACGACACUGGUCCAAGAAGGAGUCCGACGAUGACAGCGCCGAUGAGGACCACAAAGCAUCGGUUCCGUCUGACUCUACUGACACGAUUGCUGCAGAGGCAGAUCUGCCAUUCCGUGUGUCAGUCGACUCAGCAGCCGACGCCGCACAUGCAGCUGCUGCUCCGCCUACCUUCUACGAUGGACCCGGCUCGCCCUUGCGCCUGGACACGGAGCUGUCGCUGGACACAGCGAUCGACACGGCAUCUCGAAGUCCAAAUCCUGGCUCGUCCACCUCAGCGACCUCUUCUCGAAACACAGACGCUUCGCUGCUGUCGCCUGCGGGAGCGUCCACCUCAGCUUCUUCCUCGCCCAAACGGGCGGAACUGACCGCACUCAGAACGACAGCCAUCCAGCAGCCUCAUUCACGCGAUGGAUCCGAUGCGCAGUCUCUGGCGUCAGCAUCGUCGACCCUGUCGCCUCUAGCGAGAAGCGUCGUGGACCCGCUCGGCAAAGCCAGGCAGCAGUCAUCGCUGGACCACUCGACAUCUUCGAUCGACGAUUCUUCCGCUCGACGAGGUCCGACUCGCACCUCAUCCUCAACACCAUCGUCCACGACAAUGGAUCGCAACCUCUUCGUCCGGCCCCAACCCUUCCUGACCGUCUACCGCGCACACAUGAUGCUGGUCACAAUCAUCUCGAUCCUCGCCGUCGACUUUCCGGUCUUCCCGCGUUUUCUUUCGAAAUGCGAAUCCUUCGGCACCAGCUGGAUGGACAUGGGGGUUGGCUCAUUCGUUUUUUCGCUUGGCAUCAUUUCGGCUCUUCCCUUCCUCAAGAGUCCGCGCAAUCGGUUUCGGCCGCUGAAACAGCAGCUUCUGUCGGACUUUCGCAAGGCUCUCCCGCUGCUGGUGCUGGGUUCCGUGCGGGUGGUCAUGGUCAAGGGCGUGGAGUAUCCGGAGCAUCUCAGCGAGUACGGCGUGCAUUGGAAUUUUUUCAUCACGCUCAGCGUUUUGCCGUUUGCAGCGACGUUGUCGAGACCUUUUGCGCGGGUCAUUCGGUAUAGCCUGCUCGGUCUUGCGCUCACGCUGUCCCACCAAACCCUGCUGAAGUUGACGCAAUGGCAGGAGUGGGCGUUGUCCGACACAAUCCCACGAACCACGUUGGCAAGCCAAAACAAGGAAGGUCUCACGAGUAUGGUCGGGUAUCUGGCGAUCUUCUAUAUCGGUCUCGAUCUGGGGCAUUACGUUCUACCGCUCGAUCCGUAUUUCGCGUAUCGCAAGCUGAGGCGGAGAAGAACAAGACCGCGGACGGACAAGUUGGCCAUGGUUCUGGGCAGUCUCGCCGUCCUUUGGUGGGCCGCUUACGCCAUGACGGGUGCGGUGGGAUUGCGAACCAGUCGACGACUCGCAAAUUUGCCCUACGUACUGUGGGUCGUCGCGUUCAACACGUCGUUUUUGCUCGCAUACGUGCUGGUGUACUUGUGGGUGCUGCAACCUGCUGAGGGGCAAGACGGGGUGACACCGGGACUGUUGGAGGAUGUGAAUCGACACUCGUUGACGGUGUUUUUGGUCGCGAACCUCCUAACGGGGCUGGUGAACGUGACGGUGAGGACAAUGUAUACGAGCGACGCGGUGGCGGUGGGGAUUCUGCUGGUGUAUACGGGUGUGUGCUGUGGGCUGGCAAGGGAAAUGUCGAGGAGAGGGAUACGACUCAGAUUGUAG